This is a messenger RNA of Salvelinus sp. IW2-2015, 560 nucleotides long. Lineage: Eukaryota; Metazoa; Chordata; Actinopteri; Salmoniformes; Salmonidae. The record is from RefSeq and is a predicted model, not a curated record.
AUCAAUCAACAUGAUUCCCAUUGUUCUGGCCUCAGUGCUCAUCGCUUGCGCCUUUGGGUGCGGCACCCCUCCCAUUGAGCCUCUGACCACCCGUGUGGUCAAUGGAGUGGACGCCAAGCCCCACAGCUGGCCCUGGCAGAUCUCUCUGAGAUAUAUGAGCAGGGACGGUUUUGUAGUGGCAGACGGACACCUGGUGGUGGGAUCCUUGAUGUGCCACCAACUGGUCAUGACCGGCUGCGCCUGUAUCAACCACCUGCUCCAAGCCGACUGGUGGGGCAUUGCUCUCAGGCACACCAUGGUGUGUGCCGGAGGAGAUGGCAUUGUCGCCGGCUGCAACGGUGACUCUGGUGGGCCCCUGAACUGCAAGAACCCAGAGGGAGUAUGGGAGGUGCAUGGAAUUGCCAGCUUUGUUUCUGGUCUGGGCUGCAACUACGUGAAGAAGCCCACCGUCUUCACCCGCGUCUCCAACUUCACCGACUGGAUCGACCAGGCUAUGAUGAGCAACUAAAGUGGAGCAGAAUGGGGAAUUGAGUUUAAUAAAAAAAAAGGACUCAGCAAAA